Messenger RNA from Symbiodinium sp. CCMP2456, 1367 nucleotides. The record is from the annotation of a GenBank genome assembly. Lineage: Eukaryota; Dinophyceae; Suessiales; Symbiodiniaceae.
GCCUCGAGUUGGAUGGUAACUGCCUUCAAGUUCUCGUGGAUCCUUGGGACCUCGGGCACGAGUGCGCCUUCCAAAAGGUGCUGCGGCAAGCUGUCCGUAGCCUCAUGGACAACCUCCAUCUGCGUAGCGGCGUUCAGCAGAUGCUCGUGCGUUGGUGCGAGGACGGGUUCCACGAGCCUGACGAAGAAGAGCUGGCAGAGGUCGGCCUGAGCCAGGAGAAGUGGGAAAAGAUCCUGGAGGAGCAUCCGAAGGGCCUCAACUACAACCUCUCGGUUGGAAAUCUGAAGUCUUCACUGGAAGAGCUGCAGCAGACAGGUCUAACCUCCAAGCAGCUCGGGCGGAUCAUCGCUGUGCGGCCACAAAUCCUGGGUCUCAAUCAAAGCAGCGAUCUCGAAUCGCUGGUCUCCGAGCUCCGAGAGCUUGGUCUCAGUCAAGACCAGGUGGCCAGCACCAUCGAAAAGUGGCCCUCGGGCAAGAAUCUCGCAUCGGCUUUCUCAGUCAAGCCGUACCAGGAGUUCCUUUCCGCCGUUGGCCUCAGCCAGGAGGAGGUUAGGAAAGUGUUGGCCUCGCACCCGCGUUUGCUCACGUUGAAUAUCAACGAGAAGAUGCAGCCGACAGUCGAUUUCUUCCGGGAGCAGGGUGUAGAUCAAUCCAACAUCGUGCGCAUGAUCAGCCGCUUCCCUCGGAUCUUCGACUACAACCUCGCGGCGAGCAUGAAACCCUGGGCAGCCGGCCUUCAUGAAGCAGGUCUCAGCGCCGCGCAGAUCACCAAAGUCUUUGUGAGCUACCCGACGGUCUUCAGCUACAACUGCGAAGUCACCUUGCCGCCCAAAAUCGCAACCUUUGCAGAGCUGGGCAUGAGCCCCGAGGACGUGGGAAAGCUCGUGGCUGGCUAUCCCCGCAUUCUGGGAAUCAGCUCCCAGAGGAUCCAAUCUUUCGUGGACUGGUGUCAGGAAGUAGGCCUCGAUGAUGAUGAGACGGUCCGACUGAUUCGAGCUGCUCCCUCCGCCCUAGGCCUCCGGGAUGAGCGGCUUGACGAGACUGUACGAUGCAUCUGCAAGGCUGGCUGCAACCGGACCCAAGCCGUUCGCGUGAUCGCACAGAGUCCUUCGGUCCUAACCCUCGGCGUGAAGAACGUGGAUCUGAAGCUAAAGCUUCUUCGGCGCUACUUCUCCAGAGAGGACGUGGCAAGCUUCCUGUCGCGCAAGGCUAAAACCCUCACUUUUGCCUACGACCGGCUGGUACAUAGACUAGGUCUGAUCAAGCAAGCCGACCGACUUCAGCAGGCCCCCUACCUGUUGAGCGCGACUGAUCCGCAAUUCAACAGGUGGGGUUCGAAGCAGGCUUCCAUAGCUUUUAACAAAUAA